This is a messenger RNA of Trifolium pratense (red clover), 3729 nucleotides long. Its product is annotated as protein PLASTID MOVEMENT IMPAIRED 1. The record is from RefSeq and is a predicted model, not a curated record. Bases 929 to 3553 code for a protein of 874 amino acids. The transcript has 2 exons. NCBI's taxonomy places the organism in Eukaryota, Viridiplantae, Streptophyta, Magnoliopsida, Fabales, Fabaceae.
UCAUCUCUGCAUUUGUUGUGCAGACCUUACUUUACAUUAUUUUUACAAUUCGUUCUAACUGGGAGGAACAUGCAAGGAAAGUUCAAAGCAGAGUUGAGCGUUCAACUACAACCGGCGCGCCAACUACUAGAGACUCCAUCACGGAGUCUUACAAUCUCAGAAACUUGAACAAAUUCCCUAGUCAAUUGAUUGUGUUUAUUGCUUUUAUCGUGUUGAAAUUUGAAUCAUAGCAAAAAAUUCCCCCAAAGAAGUGGUAAUGUUUUGUUAAGUAUUAGCUCACUAGAUUGGUUUUGUUGAUUGAGCAAUAAAGAAAUUCAAUUAUUAUUCAAGAGAUUGGAUUUAAUACAGAAUUUGGCAACUAAAAUCUGGAAUUUUAAUUUAUUAUUUUUAUACAUACAUAGUAAGAAAAUAAAGUUAGAAUUAAAUUCAAUACCAUUAAAGAAAAGUACAGUAAACACAUAAAUUAUGUAAAGAGCUAAGUCUGUGAAUAAAUUCCUUUUGUAAAUAACUAUAACUGUUGAAAUAACCUUAUCUGCUGCUGCUAUGUACUUUGGCUUCUUCUUCUUUUUAUCCCAAACAGAACAGACUUUCCUUCUUCAACAUCCUAAUGAUUUGAGGGGAGGAAGAGAAGUUUCUCUAAAUUAGCAGCUUCUGUCUGUGACACAUACCAAUCAGUGCAAGUUUCCCACUUGCAAACAAUUCACAUUAAAUUCCCUGGGACCAGUUUGUCUACAUAUAAAUCAACCUAUCCAUUUCCAAAUUUGUCUUACUCACCAAGGAUCAAUGCAAUGUCACCAUUCAUCUUCUAUCCUCCACAAAUCCAAUUCAUCAUUUUUAUAAUUUUUCUUGGUUCAGAAACAGCCUUUAACAAUUGCUACACUAUCUUAUCUUCUCACUCUCCCAAACAGACAUCAUUCAUUCACUACCAAUGGCAGCUUCGAAGAACAAUCCCAAUGCUCAGAUUCUUGACGAACUAGAAGCUCUGAGUGAAACCCUCUACAAAAAUCACACAUCCACCACAGCUCGAAGAACAGCCUCACUUGUGUUGCCGCGAAAUACACCUGUUCCAUCCAUUGAAGAUGACAGUGACAAACACACGACCGAAGUUUAUGGUGAAAGCAGUAACAAACCUCGAUCCCGUCGCUUGUCCUUGUCCCCGUGGCGGUCAAGACCAAAGCUUGAGGAUGAAAUUUCAAAAACAGAAACGAAAGAGGUGGUGGUUAAAAGUAAGACAUCGACAACUAAUUUGGAAGAGAAUGAGAAGAAAGGGAUUUGGAAGUGGAAGCCUAUGAGGGCACUUUCACAUAUUGGAAUGCAGAAACUAAGCUGUUUGUUCUCUGUUGAAGUGGUUGCUGCUCAAGACCUUCCUUCUUCCAUGAACGGACUGAGGCUUGCCGUUUGUGUUAGGAAGAAGGAAACAAAGGAUGGUGCUGUUAAGACAAUGCCGUCACGCGUUUCACAAGGAGCUGCUGAUUUUGAAGAGACCCUUUUCAUCAAGUGCCAUGCUUAUUACACCAACAACAAUCAUAACAAGAGGCUUAAGUUUGAGCCCCGUCCCUUUUCGAUAUACCUUUUUGCUGUUGAUGCUCAAGAGCUUGAUUUUGGAAGAAACUAUGUGGAUUUGAGCGAGUUGAUUCAAGAAUCCGUCGAGAAAAACCAUCAAGGUGCACGAGUUAGGCAAUGGGAUACGAGCUUCGGGUUAUCAGGAAAGGCAAAAGGAGGAGAACUUGUUGUGAAACUUGGUUUUCAGAUUGUAGAGAAAGAUGGAGGAGUUGAUAUAUACAAUAAUAGCAAUAGCAAUAGUCCAAUGCAGAAUUCAAAGUCCAGCAAGUUGAGUAGUUUAUCAUCUUCUUUCGCACGCAAACAAUCCAAGUCAUCCUUCAGCGUGCCUAGUCCCAGAAUAACAAGCAGAAACGAUGAGUGGACUCCUUCACCUUCACAGGAAGGUGGCAUUCAAGGAAUGGACGAUUUGAAUCUUGAUGAUCCAAACCCAGUUCAUGAUUCCUCUUCUUCUGCACAGAAAGUUGAUCAUGACCACAUAGAACAGGUGGAGGAUUUUGAUCUUCCAGAUUUUGAGGUUGUUGAUAAAGGGAUUGAGGUUCAAGAGAAGGAAGAAGAUGAAGGAGAGGAAUCUGAUAAAACCGUAGAAGAGAAACCGGUUGCAGAUGAGGUUGUGAAGGAAGUAGUACACGAUCAUGUGCACCAUGCUAGAUUGUCUGAGCUUGAUUCAAUUGCUCAACAAAUAAAAGCUCUUGAGUCUAUGAUGGGAGAUGAAGGUAUCAAUGACAUGAUGAAAAUAGAUGAAGAGACAGGGGAACUGGAUGCAGAUGAAGAAACUGUGACUAGGGAGUUUCUUGAGAUGCUUGAGGAUGAUCAGGACAGCAAAGGAUACUUAUUCAACCAACCUGAGAUUCCACCUUUGCAACUAGAAGACGCACACGACGAUUCUCCUGCAGAUGCAGGAGAAUCCAAAGUAUAUCUUUCUGACCUCGGUAAGGGCUUGGGUUGUGUGGUUCAAACAAAAGAUGGAGGCUACUUGGCUUCCAUGAACCCUUUGGAUGUUGUUGUUGCUAGAAAAGAUAAUCCAAAGCUGGCAAUGCAGACGUCGAAGCCUUUUGUGUUGGCAUCGCAUGAAUCUGUGAGUGGGUUUGAUUUGUUUCAGAAAUUGGCUGGUGUUGGUCUUGACGAACUCAGCUAUCAAGUUUUAUCCUCCUUGAUGCCAAUAGAUGAACUGAUAGGUAAAACUGCAGAGCAGAUUGCUUUUGAAGGCAUUGCUUCAGCCGUCGUACAAGGUAGGAACAAGGAAGGAGCAAGUUCCAGCGCUGCCCGCAUAGUUUCUGCUUUGAAAAGCAUGUCAACCAUUAUCAGUUCAGGAAGAAAAGAACGAAUAUCAACAGGACUUUGGAAUGUUGAUGAAAAUCCAGUUACUAUAGAAGAGCUUCUUCCUAUUUCAAUGCAGAAGAUUGAGUCCAUGACAGUUGAGGCAUUGAAAAUUCAAGCUGACACGGCCGAGGAAGAAGCUCCGUUUGAAGUUUCUACACUCAGAUCAAAGAAAGGGGAAAGUGGGAAAGAUCUUUUGGCUUCUGCUAUUCCACUUGAGGAUUGGAUUAGAGACCAAACCUUAAUAAGCUACAAGGGUGCUGCAACUGCAAGUUCUGAUGAAUCUGGAAGAGUCACACUGAUAUUGGUUGUCCAACUGAGGGAUCCACUGAGACGCUAUGAAGCAGUUGGAGGCCCUACAAUGGUGCUUAUUCACGCGACACGUGCUGGCACAAAGGGAAAUGAGGAAGAGAAGAAGAGGUUUAAAGUAACAAGCAUGCAUGUGGGAGGAUUCAAGGUUAGGAGUUCCACAAAGAAGAAUGCAUGGGACAAUGAGAAACAAAGACUGACCGCUAUGCAAUGGUUGGUUGCAUAUGGGUUGGGAAAGGCAGGGAAGAAAGGGAAGCAGGCAUUGGCAAAGGGACAAGACCUGCUAUGGAGUAUUUCCUCACGGAUCGUGGCUGAUAUGUGGCUCAAAACCAUGAGAAAUCCAGAUGUCAAGCUUGUAAAUUGAUUAAUUAUGUUAUGCCAAGAAAACAGUCUUUCAUUCAUGUAUCAUAAAAUGUUACACUCAUGUAUCAUAGAAAGUGUCCAGUUGAGGAAACACUUCUUUUCAGCCUGUCGGUUCAUAUUUGUUGAUUUGGUUUGAUUAACUAUAUAAAUAAAAGUGUGUAUUUUUUGCAUUGUGAA